AAGAAACUCAGCUGUGCAACGCCUGUCGGAUUUUUGGUUUGUUUUGCCGGUUAGCAGAAUUGCAUACUUGCAAGUAUUUUUCUUCAAAUCCGUAAAUUUGUGUAAACAUAUACGUAUUUGAAAACAAAUAAUGAUUACUUCCGCGAUAUAUUUUGUAUCAUUGUUGCUUGUGUUACCCAAAACACACAGCUGCAGCCAAUCGCCGCCGAAACCCAUUGUUGGCAUGCAGUUAAGUGAUUCUGGGAUGCAUCGCGAACUUUUCUACUCUGUGCAAUUUGCCAAUACGCUAACCAAUAAAAAAUGUGAGUACGUGCUGGAUCAACUGCUACCCGCCGGUGUCUACAUUAAUGUUGAUCAAUUGGAUGAUCUAAAGCGUUUACAGAAAUUAAAUGCAAUUUAUCCGCCAUUCAUAGAUAUUGAAUCGCCAACGGAGAAGUCAAAAUCGUUUACUGUUUUACUAAAAGGUAUUCCGCACCCAACGGACAAUAUUAAAUUGCCUUUACAUUAUCGUUACCACGCGCCCAGCAAAAAUCACAAUAAGUUCGCUACUGUUGAGAUACCUAUUCCGAAAUUAUAUAUAAAAUGCGAUACGCAUGACGGCGGUUCUAUUGAUGAAUUACUGGAGACAGCAUCUAAAUACCAAUUUUGCCUUAAUAAAGGUAGCAUUAAGUUCGUAACGCAACUAAGCGAAAAUGAGAGCAGUUCGGUUCCAACGACUAACCUUGAAGUCUACGAAAAUUGUGGUUGGUAUUUAAUUGAUGUACAUUACCAACUUAAAUCGGAUCUGCGUGCUGACAUACCUAUAGGAAAUGAAAAGGCAUUUUCACCGGUGUUAUAUGUGACAAUCGUCAUAAGUUGGGCUAUAUCCUUAUGGACAGUGUUCCGCACACAUUCCAUUCCUCGACGCAUUAAUUAUAAAUUAGAAGAGCAGCGCAUAUUGCAAAAUAAAAUCAAGUAAUCUCUUAUUAAUAAGUGUACAACUAUCAUUUUGCUCUAAAUAUUCCUUUUUCUUUAUUUAAAAGAGCAAUAAUUAUAAGUAAUCAUUCCACUUAAACUAAAAUAUAAUUUUCCGCUUAAAAUGCUAGAAUUAAAAAAAAAAACCAAAAACUCGAUCUCAAUAAAGUAUAAAUAUCCUCGCUGAACUGCAAUAUGAAGCAAGAAUUAAAUUUAUUAUUUAUGUAUUGUAUGUUUGAAUUACUUAUUAUACAAAUUAAAAACUGCCACUCAUGACACUACUAAUUUCUUAAACUGCAAAACAAGAACAACCCAUCCCCAAAACUUGCUUAAUAUUAAUCUUUUUUAAAAACCUUAUUUAUUUAUUUAUUUUUUUAAUACACAAACGCCAAUCG
Anastrepha ludens (Mexican fruit fly) is the source of this 1349-nucleotide messenger RNA. RefSeq lists its product as uncharacterized. Gene Ontology annotation, biological process: GPI anchor biosynthetic process. Gene Ontology annotation, cellular component: endoplasmic reticulum membrane. Lineage: Eukaryota; Metazoa; Arthropoda; Insecta; Diptera; Tephritidae. The record is from RefSeq and is a predicted model, not a curated record. The transcript is spliced from 4 exons. Bases 131 to 958 code for a protein of 275 amino acids.